Penicillium concentricum is the source of this 1587-nucleotide messenger RNA. Its product is annotated as eukaryotic translation initiation factor 3 subunit E. The transcript is spliced from 2 exons. Gene Ontology annotation, molecular function: translation initiation factor activity. The record is from RefSeq and is a predicted model, not a curated record. The annotation marks the transcript as partial. Gene Ontology annotation, biological process: translational initiation. NCBI's taxonomy places the organism in Eukaryota, Fungi, Ascomycota, Eurotiomycetes, Eurotiales, Aspergillaceae. Gene Ontology annotation, cellular component: eukaryotic translation initiation factor 3 complex; nucleus; cytoplasm.
CAACGCCCCCCUACCGCUGAGAAUUUGCUCAGCGGCGCUGCUGCUCACGCCGAGGAGAUCGCCUCCCAGCAUGAUUUGCUCCCCCGACUCAUCCCGUACCUCGACCGUCACCUGGUCUUCCCCCUGCUCGAAUUCAGCGCUACCGGCGAUGAGGAGGACAAGGAAAUCACCCGGGCGAAGUACGAGCUCCUCAAGCACACCAACAUGACCGACUACGUCGCCAACUUGUGGCAGGAGAUCAACGACUCCGACACCAUUCCCGAAGAGUUUGUGAAGAAGCGCGAGGAGGUUCUGGCCAAGCUACAGCACUACCAGGAUCAGAGCGAGAAGAUUUCCGAAUUGCUGCAGGAUGAGGAGGUCGUCGGUAACCUGCGAAGCGAUAAGGCCGCCAACUUGCGGUUCCUCGAGGAGCAGCACGGUGUCACCAACGAGAUGGUCAACUCUCUCCACGACUACGGACGGUUCCAGUACAGCUGCGGCAGCUAUGGAAAUGCCGCUGAGCUGCUUUACCAGUUCCGUGUUCUGUCUACCGACAACGACAAGGUUGCCGCCGCCACAUGGGGUAAGCUCGCAUCAGAGAUCCUGACCACCAACUGGGAGGGUGCUAUGGAGGAGGUUCAGAAGGUCAAGGACUCAAUUGAGACUCGCCUGUUCAACAACCCCCUGGCUCAGCUCACCAACCGCUCGUGGCUCAUCCACUGGUCGCUGUUCCCCUUCUUCAACCACGACCCCGCCCGCGACGUCCUCACCGACCUCUUCUUCUCACCCGCCUACAUCAACACCAUCCAGACCAGCUGCCCUUGGGUUUUGCGGUACCUUGCCGCCGCUGUUAUCACCAACCGCAGCCGUCCCCACAAGCACUCCGGUGUCUACCAGAAGCAAUUGAAGGAUCUGAUCCGUGUUGUUCGCCAGGAGGACUACGAGUACACCGACCCCGUCACCGAUUUCGUCAAGGCCCUUUACGUCGAUUUCGAUUUCGAGGAAGCACAGAAGAAGCUCGGCGAGGCAGAGGAUGUGCUCCGCAGCGAUUUCUUCCUUGUCUCGGCCGCCGAUGCUUUCGUCGACGCUGCUCGUCACCUCAUCUCCGAGAGCUACUGCAAGAUUCACCAGCGUAUUGACAUCAACGACCUUUCCGCUCGCCUCGGUCUGAACCAGGACGAGGGUGAGAAGUGGAUUGUCAACCUUAUUCGCGAUACCCGGGUUGACGCCAAGAUCGAUUACAAGGAGGGCACUGUCAUCAUGAACCACCCCCCUCAGUCGGUCUACCAGCAAGUCAUCGAGAAGACCAAGGGUGCCUUCUUCCGCACACAAGUCUUGAGCUCUGCUGUUGCAAAAUAAAAACACCAUGACCUUGAUGUUGAAAACUGAACUUUUCUCUGUUAUGUGAUUUCCAACUUGUUUCUGCCUGCCCCCUUUUUUAGUGAUCUCCCCGUGUAGGUCACAACACGGUUGUUUGGGGACUCCAUGCAGAGUGGCAUCCGGCUGGCGUUUUUUCGGGGGUCCACACUUAUUUCUUUACCUCUUUAGUCUUGCAGUUCUUAUGCACACACUCUCUCCCCAUAUUUUCACUUCCGUCGGAUAUUUUGC